GUCGCUCGCUGCAGGAACAUGGCGGGGUCGGUGGCCGACAGCGACGCCGUGGUGAAAAUGGAUGAUGGGCACUUAAACAACUCCCUGGGUUCUCCAGUUCAAGCCGACGUGUACUUCCCACGACUGAUAGUUCCAUUCUGUGGGCACAUUAAAGGUGGCAUGCGACCAGGCAAGAAGGUAUUAGUGAUGGGCAUCGUAGAUUUCAACCCAGAAAGCUUUGCUAUCAGCUUGACCUGUGGCGACUCGGAAGAUCCCCCUGCAGAUGUGGCAAUUGAACUCAAGGCUGUCUUCACAGAACGGCAGCUCCUCAGAAACUCUUGUAUCUCAGGAGAAAGGGGUGAAGAACAGUCGGCGAUCCCUUACUUCCCGUUUAUCCCAGACCAGCCAUUCAGGGUGGAGAUUCUUUGUGAGCACCCACGUUUCAGAGUAUUUGUGGAUGGACACCAACUUUUUGAUUUUUACCAUCGUAUUCAAACAUUAUCUGCAAUUGAUACCAUAAAGAUCAAUGGGGACCUCCAGAUCACCAAGCUUGGCUGAUGUUUAGAGCGCUUCUAUUUCAAAUCCGAUCAGGUGCCACGACUACAUGACUGUCUGAGAGAAGUGUCCUAGCAAAAUCUGGAGACUUAGAAAGAAAACAAAAACGAAAGGCAG
Alexandromys fortis (reed vole) is the source of this 651-nucleotide messenger RNA. RefSeq names its product galectin-related protein-like. Gene Ontology annotation, molecular function: carbohydrate binding. The record is from RefSeq and is a predicted model, not a curated record. The transcript has a single exon. Bases 19 to 537 code for a protein of 172 amino acids. Lineage: Eukaryota; Metazoa; Chordata; Mammalia; Rodentia; Cricetidae.